AACAUUUAUAAUAAUCACAUUACACGACUGUAACUAUCACAGCGUAAUUUAAGCGUUUGAGACAAACUGAGUAAUGAUGACAUUAUUUAAAAUCUUCGAUUGUUCUGAAAUGUUAAAAUGUUUAGGCGAAGACAUGAGCCAAGUCAGCCAAAACAGCAUGAUGUGGCAAGUUAGCAAGAGCUGGAGCGUGCUUGCAGACACCCUUGGCGAGCUUUCCGAACCAGACAUGGCCGUCAAGAGCAACUGGGAAGCCAGCAGCUGGGAAGUGGAGGAAGUGCUCACCACCACCGACAAGGGUGACGUGGGCGAAGUGGAAGUUGUGGCCAGCCUUGCAGUGAGAGAAAGCCAAGACUUCCUUGACGGCCUUGCCAGCUGGAGCAGUCCAGGCAAAGUGAGCACCGCACUUGAAGCCCUCGACAUCCUGACCACUGGCGACAAAGUGAGCAACAUGGGCACCAUGAUGGAGACCCUUGACGACGGCACUGUUGCCGGCAAAGUCAACGAAAGCAGCAGAGACAGCGAAGACGCUGACAGCAGAGAUCAAAGCAACAAUAGCGUUCAUUGUGUAUUUAUGUUUUUUUAGAUUUUAUAAUUAUACAAGGUGACCA
Theileria equi strain WA is the source of this 608-nucleotide messenger RNA. RefSeq lists its product as hypothetical. The record is from RefSeq and is a predicted model, not a curated record. The coding region runs from base 74 to 583 and encodes 169 amino acids. The transcript has a single exon. NCBI's taxonomy places the organism in Eukaryota, Apicomplexa, Aconoidasida, Piroplasmida, Theileriidae.